AUGAUUACUCACAUACAAGAAGCAUGCGGAUUAGAACAAAUCAAGAAAGAGCCAACGAUUAUUAAUGAAGACAAUGCUGCUUGCAUGGCUCAAAUUGGAGAAGGUUACAUCAAGGGUGAUCGAACAAAGCACAUCUCACCAACGUUAUUCUCAACAUACGACUUGCAGAAAGAAGGGAAAAUUGAUGUUCGCCAGAUCAAGUCAAGUGAAAAUUUAGCUGACCUAUUCACAAAAUCUUUAUCUAGAAGCAGUUUCAAGCAGUUAUCACACAAGAUCGGUCUUCGCAGAUUAAAAGAUAUUUGUUAA
This is a messenger RNA of Helianthus annuus (common sunflower), 306 nucleotides long. RefSeq lists its product as uncharacterized. The transcript has a single exon. Bases 1 to 306 code for a protein of 101 amino acids. NCBI's taxonomy places the organism in Eukaryota, Viridiplantae, Streptophyta, Magnoliopsida, Asterales, Asteraceae. The record is from RefSeq and is a predicted model, not a curated record.